Molecule: messenger RNA, 894 nt
Organism: Gadus morhua (Atlantic cod)
Lineage: Eukaryota; Metazoa; Chordata; Actinopteri; Gadiformes; Gadidae
Product: coronin-6
Exons: 3
Biological process (GO): actin filament organization; cell migration
Molecular function (GO): actin filament binding
Source: RefSeq, a predicted model, not a curated record
CCUCCCUCCAGGCUCUACAAGCUCCAUGACAAGAAGUGUGAGCCCAUCACCAUGACGGUGCCCAGGAAGUCGGACCUAUUCCAGGACGACCUGUACCCGGACACGGCGGGGCCCGAGCCGGCCCUGGAGCCUGAGGAGUGGAUGGAGGGCCGGGACGAGGAGCCCACGCUGGUCUCCAUGAGGAUGGGCUACGUGCCCCCAAAGAGCCGCGAGCUCAAAGUGGCCCGCAAGAACGUUCUGGACUCCAGACCCAGCACCCGGCGCAGCGUGUCCGCCUGCGACGCCAACAGCCUGCCGCCCCAGGUUCUAGAGCGGCUGCUGGAGGAGCUCCAGAACCUCAAGUCCACCGUGCUGUCUCAGGAGAAGAGGAUAUGUGACCUGGAGAACAAGCUCUCCCAGUACACCAACGGAACAGCCUGACCCCAAACACACACACAUUAGUCUGAGUUACUCAUUUUUAUUAAUACCAAUGGCUCUGCAUCGCCCCUCCCCGCCCUACCAAGGGAUCCAUAUUCACAUUGUUUGAGUGGCAGGCGGACUGGGAGGAGUAUAUUGAGGACAUGUUUAGGAUUAGUUAAACAACAGUUGGAUAAUGACACACACACACACACACACACACACACACACACACACACACACACACACACACACACACACACACACACACACACACACACACACACACACACACACACACACACCCCAUAAUUUAACCACUGAAUAACACAACGUUUUCAAACCUCAGAUAAUAUGUAAAUAGUGAUAAAGCAAAAGGAGAAUCAAAAAAGUAGAAUCAAAAUUUGAAAACAUAAAUGAUUUUUGUGUGAUCCGUAAACAAAUGUACAUGAGACAAGUUGUAACAUCAAUAAAAACAAUCAUUUUUUUCUAAAGAGA